AUGAGUUAUGUACGAGUAGGACGUAUUUGUACAUGGAUUCUAAUAUUUAUUUUAUUUUUUUACGUUAUUUUAUCAAAUAUUUUGAUUAAAAAUGAUAAUAAUAAUAAUAUUUCAUCAUGGUCAAAUGUAUUUAAAUUCAAUUAUUAUAAAAAUAAACAAACAUUUGAUAUAUUAAUUAAUAAUAAAAGUCUUCCUAAAAUACUUAUUGUAUUAGGUACACGUCCAGAAGCAAUAAAAUGUGCUCCAUUAAUUGCUGAAUUAAAAUCUGAUUAUUAUCGUUCAAAAUUUCAAGUUAUUGUUAUUAGUACUGCUCAACAUCGAGAAAUUUUACAACAAAAUUUAAUGGCAUUUAAACAAACAGUUGAUAUUGAUUUAGAUUUAAUGAUGAAUAAUCAAAAUUUAUCUAAUUUAUUUCAUCGAAUAUUUUUUCAAAUAAAUGAACAAAUAAAUCUAAUUAAACCAAAUUUAUUAAUUGUUCAAGGCGACACAACAAGUGCACUUGUUUCUGCUUUAGUUGCUUCAUAUCAUCAAAUUCCAGUUGCACAUGUUGAAGCAGGUCUUCGAACAUUUAAUUUAUCAAAUCCAUUUCCCGAAGAACUUAAUCGAAAAAUAAUUGAUUCAUUUGCUAAACUUAUGUUUGCACCAACAACAUUUGCUAAAGAAGUACUUAUUCGAGAAGGUGCUUGUGAAACAGAUAUAUUUAUAACUGGUAAUACUGGUGUUGAUGCAUUUUAUCAAUAUUAUAAACAAGAAAAUCCAAAUAAAAAUAAUUCAAUAUUAAGAUUAAUUGAUAAUUUUAAAAAGAAUCCAAUUAAUAAAACUCGCUCAAUUGUUAUUCUUGUUACUAUGCAUCGUAGAGAAAAUUUUCCAUAUUUAUUUGAUAUGUGUCGUGCUAUAAAAACUAUAGCUAAUGAACAUACUACAGAUAUUUUAAUUAUUUUACCUGUUCAUCCAAAUCCAAAUGUUAAAAAUGUCGUAUUAAAAAUUUUAAAUAAUUUAGAUAAUGUUAAAAUUGUUGAUCCAAUAUCAUAUGACAUAUUUGGUUAUGUUUUAUUAGAAUCAGAUAUAAUUCUGACUGAUUCAGGUGGAAUUCAAGAAGAAGCAGUUAGUAUUGGCAAACCAGUUAUAUUAAUGAAAAUGACAACUGAAAGACCAGAAGGAAUUUAUCUUGGUACAAUUAAACAAAUAGGUAUUUUUUAUGAUGAUAUUAUAAAAGCAGUUAAUGAUGAAUUGAAAAAUAUUAAGAUAACGAAUCAAACAUCGAAAAGAAAUAUUUUUGGUGAUGGAACUGCAUCGAAACAAAUUGCAGCUGUUAUUGAGAAUUAUUUUUCCGGAAAUUAUAAAUCAAAUAUAAAAUGUAUGACAAAAUUUCGUCAAGAUUCUAUUGCUCAAUAUGUUUAUUCAUAUAAAAAUAUAUCAUCACAUACUAUUCGACGAAAGAUGAUGAUAAAUUUAACAAAAGUACAAUCGCCUCUUACUUUGGAUGAAAUACUUAAAAUUCCUAGUCAAUAUAAUAUAUCAAAGAAAAAUGAGGAUAGAUUUGCACUUACUACUAUUAUUGGAUUAUAUAAACGGGAAGGUUUAGUUCGACGAUGGAUUGAAGCACUUCUUUUACAAACACAUCCACCAAAAGAAAUUUGGAUUAUUUAUUUUGCUUCACCUAUUGCAGAUAAACUCGAUAUUGAAAUUAAAGAAAUACGUUUAUUAUUUAAUAAUGGAUCAAAUUAUUGUCAUGAAUGGUGUAUAGAAAAUAAAUGUAACAUCAAUAAUAAUGAGAUUAGAUCUAAUUGUACUGCUAAAUGUAUAGAAUUUUGUAUGAAAUUACCUGCAAUGUUAUUCGUAGGUAUGGGAGAAAUGCAAUUAAAAUAUUUUGGAAGGUUUCAGCUUGCUCUUCAGUGUCGAACAAAAUAUGUCAUCGUUUUUGAUGAUGAUUGUAUACCUCAAAAACGAUAUUUAGAAGUUGCAAUGUAUACAAUUAAUACAAAAGAAUAUCGAGGUAUUCUAGGAACGAAAGGUACACCUGCAGCAGAGAAUUAUUAUUAUGGUCCUGUAUCAAAAAGUAAUCAAAUUAUUGAAGUUGAUGUCGUUGGUUGA
Messenger RNA from Adineta steineri, 2094 nucleotides. The record is from the annotation of a GenBank genome assembly. NCBI's taxonomy places the organism in Eukaryota, Metazoa, Rotifera, Eurotatoria, Adinetida, Adinetidae.